Messenger RNA from Hermetia illucens (black soldier fly), 703 nucleotides. RefSeq lists its product as uncharacterized. The record is from RefSeq and is a predicted model, not a curated record. NCBI's taxonomy places the organism in Eukaryota, Metazoa, Arthropoda, Insecta, Diptera, Stratiomyidae. The coding region runs from base 183 to 524 and encodes 113 amino acids. The transcript is spliced from 3 exons.
AUGUGUUUUGUUGGCCCAGUGACAAGGAAAACUUCGAUCGAAAAGGAGCUAGUCGGACGGGGUGCAUAAAUGUGGAAGAAAAGUUUAAAAAAUUGUAAUGAUUGACGCGAAUUGCCCUUCGUUAUACUGCGUUCCCCCUGAUUGUUUCGGUUACGUCUACUGAAUAGUUUUACUCGUAGUCGAUGCUCGGAUUUCUCUAUUUAGCGUUAAUAAUAGGAUGGAUGCUGAUUGUUAUUAUCCUAAAGUGUAAGAAGGUCGUCGCGCCAUAUUUGAUGUAUACAUCAGAUAUGCACCUGCCUGAUAGGCGGCCUUCUGUGCAUAUAAUACAGCUUGAUAAUGAGACAACCUCUCAGACGGCAUACACUGUCGGGAACGAGGAAGUUGGAUCGUGUCCAGAAGUGCUCACAAAUUCUGGAUAUGAACACGAUAUGGACAUUAUAGUAAAUGCGCCACCGCCUUCCUACGAAGAGGUAAUGAGACAGCCUGGAAUAUAUCCCAAAGUGCAGGAUUUAAAAUAUAUAUAAAGCAAUUUGAGCGACGAUAUUAGUAUACAUCAUCAUAUGCACUAGAGCAUUCACCAAGCAAUGCCUUAACGAUUCCUCUCAUAGAAUUUCUGCUGUGGUUUCAACCGCAUUCGUGCAAUAAAGGAUGUGAUUACAUUUUUAAUAAUUGUUUAACAUAAGUUGUCUUUUUAAGGUUUUGU